Messenger RNA from Pelobates fuscus (common spadefoot toad), 3309 nucleotides. RefSeq names its product trefoil factor 3 (gene TFF3). The record is from RefSeq and is a predicted model, not a curated record. Bases 43 to 3165 code for a protein of 1040 amino acids. The transcript is spliced from 23 exons. NCBI's taxonomy places the organism in Eukaryota, Metazoa, Chordata, Amphibia, Anura, Pelobatidae.
CUGAAGAACGCCUCAUGUGCUAGUUUCAAGCUGUAGGGCAACAUGGGUCCGGACUGGUACUUCAUAUUUGGAUUUUUCAUUGUUUGUGGGCUCCAGAAUUUGGCUGAAGUAAGAGCUUGUGAUGAUGACCCCACAUUUGAAACAAAUCAGUGUGGCACCCCCCAAAAUCAAAGGAGAGACUGCGGCUAUCCUGGAAUCAGCUCUGACGAAUGCGUGAAGAGGAAUUGCUGCUAUGAUUCCAGUGUUCCGGGGGUCAUCUGGUGCUUUUAUACCAAGUCACAAGAUCAGGCUCAGUGCUCUGUGAGUCCCCAGGACAGGACAGACUGCGGAUUCCCUGGGAUUAGUGCCAAGGAUUGCUAUUCCCGAGGCUGCUGCUUUAAUUCCAGUGUUCCAGGCGUGAAAUGGUGCUUCUACCCUAAAGGCGCAUCUGCUGCCCCUAAUGAGUGCUUUGGGGAUCCGAACACGAGAAGAAACUGCGGUUAUCCUGGAAUUAGCGCUUCAGAAUGCGCAGAGAGGAAGUGCUGCUUUGAUUCCAGCAUCCCAGGAGUUAACUGGUGCUUCUUUUCCAGGACACAAGACCAAGCUCAGUGCUCUGUGAGUCCCCAUGACAGAACCGACUGUGGAUUCCCUGGUAUUAGUGCCAAGGAAUGCCAUUCCCGAGGCUGUUGCUUUAAUUCCAGUGUUCCUGGUGUUAAAUGGUGCUUCUACUCCAAGGGCACAACAAUUGCCCCGAACGAGUGCAUUGGUGAUCCCUAUUUGAGGAGAGACUGUGGCUACCCAGGAAUUAGUCAAUCAGAAUGUGCCAAAAGAAACUGCUGCUUUGAUUCCAGCAUCCCUGGGGUUAACUGGUGCUUCUUCAGCAAAUCACAAGAUCAGGCUCAGUGCUCUGUGAGCCCCCACAACAGGACAGACUGUGGAUUCCCUGGGAUUAGUGCCAAGGAAUGCUAUUCCCGAGGCUGCUGCUUUAAUUCCAGCGUUCCUGGUGUCAAGUGGUGUUUCUAUGCUAAAGGCGCAACGCCAACAAAUUCCACAGCGCUUUACAGUGGGUGGACAAGUUGGACACACAGGAACAGAGGGGCUGAGGGCUCUGCUCAAGGAGCUUACAUGCUAGAGAGAGUGAGGUAUAGUGACACAAAAGUGGUUAAUACCCCCACCCAGUGUGCUGUAGACCCCGAUGUGAGGAGAGACUGUGGCUAUCCAGGAAUCAGUGCAUCCGAAUGUGCAAAGAGGAACUGCUGCUUUAAUUCCAGCAUCCCCGGGGUUAAAUGGUGCUUCUUUUCCAAGGAACAAGAUAAAGCUCAGUGCUCUGUGAGUCCCCACAACAGGACAGACUGUGGAUUCCCUGGGAUUAGUGCCAAGGAAUGCUAUUCCCGAGGCUGCUGCUUUAAUUCCAGCGUUCCUGGUGUCAAGUGGUGUUUCUAUGCUAAAGGCGCAACGCCAACAAAUUCCACAGCGCUUUACAGUGGGUGGACAAGUUGGACACACAGGAACAGAGGGGCUGAGGGCUCUGCUCAAGGAGCUUACAUGCUAGAGAGAGUGAGGUAUAGUGACACAAAAGUGGUUAAUACCCCCAACCAGUGUGCUGUAGACCCCGAUAUGAGGAGAGACUGUGGCUAUCCAGGAAUCAGUGCAUCCGAAUGUGCAAAGAGGAACUGCUGCUUUAAUUCCAGCAUCCCCGGGGUUAAAUGGUGCUUCUUUUCCAAGGAACAAGAUAAAGCUCAGUGCUCUGUGAGUCCCCACAACAGGACAGACUGCGGAUUCCCUGGGAUUAGUGCCAAGGAAUGCUAUUCCCGAGGCUGCUGCUUUAAUUCCAGCGUUCCUGGUGUCAAGUGGUGUUUCUAUGCUAAAGGCGCAACGCCAACAAAUUCCACAGCGCUUUACAGUGGGUGGACAAGUUGGACACAAAGGAACAGAGGGGCUGAGGGCUCUGCUCAAGGAGCUUACAUGCUAGAGAGAGUGGGGUAUAGUGACACAAAAGUGGUUAAUACCCCCAACCAGUGUGCUGUAGACCCCGAUGUGAGGAGAGACUGUGGCUAUCCAGGAAUCAGCGAAUCUGAAUGUGCAAAGAGGAACUGCUGCUUUAAUUCCAGCAUCCCCGGGGUUAAAUGGUGCUUCUUUUCCAAGGAACAAGAUCAGGCUCAGUGCUCUGUGAGCCCUCAUGACAGGACAGACUGCGGAUUCCCUGGAAUUAGUGCCAAGGAAUGCUAUUCCCGAGGCUGCUGCUUUAAUUCCAGUGUUCCUGGCGUGAAAUGGUGUUUCUAUCCUAAAGGCACAACGGUUGUCCAGAAUGAGUGCGUUGGGGAUCCCUAUCUAAGGAGAGAUUGUGGUUACCCAGGUAUCAGUAAGUCUGACUGUGCCAAGAGGAGCUGCUGCUUUGAUUCGAGCAUCCCUGGGGUCAAUUGGUGCUUCUUCAGCAAGUCACAAGAGCAGGCUCAGUGCUCCGUGGAUCCUUACGACAGGACAGACUGCGGAUAUCCUGGGAUUAGUGACAAGGAAUGCUACUCCCGUGGCUGCUGCUUUAAUUCCAGUGUUCCUGGCGUUAAAUGGUGCUUCUACCCUAAAGGCACAGCAGUAAAUCCCCCCAACCAGUGUGCUGUAGCCCCCGAUGUGAGACGAGACUGUGGCUAUCCAGGAAUCAGCACAUCCGAAUGUGCAAAGAGGAACUGCUGCUUUAAUUCCAGCAUCCCCGGUGUUAAAUGGUGCUUCUUUUCGAAGGAACAAGAUCAGGCUCAGUGCUCUGUGAGCCCUCAUGACAGGACAGACUGCGGAUUCCCUGGGAUUAGUGCCAAGGAUUGCUACUCCCGAGGCUGCUGCUUUAAUUCCAGUGUUCCUGGUGUUAAAUGGUGCUUCUACCCUAAAGGCACAAGCAGUGCCCCUAACGAGUGUGGCGGGGAUCCGUUCACGAGGAGAAACUGUGGCUAUCCAGGAAUCAGCUCUACAGAAUGUGCCAGAAAGGACUGCUGCUUUGAUUCCAGCAUACCAGGGGUUAACUGGUGCUUCUACACAGUUUCACAGGAUAACGCACAAUGUGCUGUAAGCCCCAAGGACAGAACAGACUGUGGAUUCCCAGGAAUUAGCGCCAAGGACUGUCACUCUACAGGCUGCUGUUUUGAUUCCAGUGUACCUAAUACAAAGUGGUGUUUCAAUCCAAAAAACAAUAAAUAAUGAUGUGACAUGGCUCUAACAAUGAAGAAUUUAAGUUGUGUGUAAAUGUGCGUGUGCAAAUCAUUUUACAAUCCAAUAUGUAUUUUAUUUUUACAUUUUCCAUGAUAUUUGGCUUGAGUUUCCAAAAUAAAUUAGUUUGCCUAA